Rhinichthys klamathensis goyatoka is the source of this 864-nucleotide messenger RNA. It is a transcript of the gene cldnb, whose product is annotated as claudin b. NCBI's taxonomy places the organism in Eukaryota, Metazoa, Chordata, Actinopteri, Cypriniformes, Leuciscidae. Gene Ontology annotation, molecular function: structural molecule activity. The record is from RefSeq and is a predicted model, not a curated record. Gene Ontology annotation, biological process: cell adhesion; bicellular tight junction assembly. Bases 63 to 710 code for a protein of 215 amino acids. Gene Ontology annotation, cellular component: bicellular tight junction; plasma membrane. The transcript has a single exon.
CAUACACCUGUAAGCAGUGCGAAGAGAGCCUCCUCAAAACAAAAAAAAGAGAGACAAAGGUCAUGGUGUCUGCUGGGCUUCAGUUACUGGGCAUCGCCCUGGCCAUCAUAGGAUGGGUCGGUGUCAUUUUGGUCUGCGCUCUUCCCAUGUGGAAAGUUACAGCUUUCAUUGGGAAUAACAUCGUCACGGCACAGAUAUCAUGGGAGGGAAUCUGGAUGAGCUGCGUCGUGCAAAGCACCGGACAGAUGCAGUGUAAAGUCUACGACUCCAUGCUGGCCCUCAGCUCAGACCUUCAGGCCGCCCGCGCUCUCACCAUCAUUGCAGUCGUGAUUGGGAUCCUGGGCAUCAUGCUGGCGAUGGCUGGUGGCAAAUGCACCAAUUGCAUUGAGGACGAGAGCUCCAAAACCAAGGUCGGUAUCACUGCCGGUGUGAUUUUCAUCAUUGCUGGGGUGCUGUGUCUGGUCCCGGUGUGCUGGACGACCCACGUCAUCAUCCGGGACUUCUACAACCCCUUGAUUUACGAAGCACAAAAGAGAGAGCUGGGAGCAGCGCUUUACAUCGGCUGGGGGGCCGCCGCCCUGUUGAUCAUCGGGGGAGCUUUGCUCUGCUGCAACUGCCCACCAAAAGAGGAAACAGGAAAAUACACCGCCAAAUAUAAUGCUACCCCUCGCUCUGAAGCCUCUGCACCCUCUGGCAAAAACUUUGUGUAAAUGAUCUACUCUAAAAUGGACUCUACAGUGCCUAUAAUGUUUACAAUCUUGGUUUGUCCAGGAUGUAGCGGCUCAAAAAGAGUUUGCAGCAGGUAUCAUGAGGACUUGAAAAGCAGUCAAUGAAACGCUGAUGCUACAAGUUUUCUAAAUUUUU